CUUAGGGAGCACGAAGUGAUAGGGCUGUAGGAGUCAGCUGUUAUGGAUGUCAAUCCAUCGAAGAAACUGCUUUCAAUGCAAGUCUAAGGCAGCUCGAUCUUUUCCUUUGUACAAGUUAACAUGCAUGAUUCUACUCUUGCUACUUGGGUACUUCAACCUAUUCUCCUUUAGAAUCAAGUGAAUCUAUAUAUUUAUAUAUAGUGAGAAUGAAAGGAAACCCCAUCAUGAAGGCCUUAGCUACGGCAGCAUUCGGGUUCCUCAUCGGCGUUUCUUUUCCUGUACAAAUAGCACCAAAGCUUCAAUGUGGCAGAAACAUACUAGGCAGAUUUUGGGUGCCAGUCACAAACAGCACUUCAACUGUGGAGGCGACUCCUGUCCUGGGGCCAAAUGCCACUACUUCAGAGAUUGUUGCGCCGGCAAAGCCGAAAGGCGCGGCGAGGCUGCCACCGAAUAUCGUGGUUUCAGAGUCUGAUCUUCACCUGCGCCGGCUGUGGGGAAACCCUCGAGAGGACACGCCUGCUCGCAAGUAUCUUUUGGCGCUGACAGUCGGGUACAGUGAGAAAGUCAACGUGAACGCGACUGUUCACAAGUUCUCUGACAACUUCGACGUGGUCCUGUUCCACUACGACGGGCGCACGACGGAGUGGGACGACGAGUUCGAGUGGUCCAAGCAGGUCCUUCACAUAAGCGCCUGGAAGCAGGCCAAAUGGUGGUAUGCGAAGCGGUUCCUGCACCCGAGCAUAGUGGCUCCCUACGAGUACAUCUUCAUCUGGGACGAGGACCUCGGGGUGGAGACCUUCGACGGCGAGGAGUACGUGAGGCUGGUGAGGAAGCACGGGCUGGAGAUCUCGCAGCCGGGGCUGGACAUCACCCGGGGGAAGAAGUCGUACGAGAUCACCAUCCGGAGGAACGGCAGCGAGAUCCACAAGAACACCAUCGGGGGGCCCGGCAACUGCUCCGACGUGCACCAGCGGCCGUGCAGCGGCUUCGUGGAGAUCAUGGCGCCCGUCUUCUCCAGGGACGCAUGGGCGUGCGCCUGGCACAUGGUCCAGAACGACCUCGUCCAUGGCUGGGGGCUGGACAGCAACUUCUGGAGAUGCGUCGACGAGGCUGAGGAGCAGAUCGGGGUGGUGGACGCGCAGUACGUGGCGCAUCGCGCGGUGCCGACGCUGGGGCGGCAGGGCAACCCCGAGACGGGAGGCGGCGGCAAGGUCAGGCAACGCUCCUGGGCCGAGUGGGGCAUGUUCAAAGCCAGAAUGAUAAACGCGGAAAGGGCGGCAGCGGCCGCAGCUCAACCUCGUGUUGCACCACCGGAAUAAUAAUCAUCAUCCUCAUCGAUCAUCCGUCAAGUACCUUUUUUUUGUUGUUGGCUGGCGAAUUUAGGCUCUUAAUUUAUUCAUUUCAACUCAUGGUACAAGCAGCUACGUACUAGACAAAUUAAAAGAAAGGAAAUUAUAUAUGGUUACUUUAGUUCUACUGUUCUAGAAAGACUCGAUGUCAAUCAUUCUGAUGAUCUUCUUCAAUGUUCCUUCUACAAAAGAAAAAAAAAGAAUCAAAACUUCGUUCUACA
This is a messenger RNA of Phragmites australis (common reed), 1570 nucleotides long. RefSeq lists its product as uncharacterized. The record is from RefSeq and is a predicted model, not a curated record. Bases 207 to 1319 code for a protein of 370 amino acids. The transcript is spliced from 7 exons. NCBI's taxonomy places the organism in Eukaryota, Viridiplantae, Streptophyta, Magnoliopsida, Poales, Poaceae.